UACAAACAUUUUUUCUUCCAAACCCAAGUCUUUCCACACAAACAUCGUCGUUCCUCUGCAACACUCUCUUCUUUCUCUCUCUAAAUCGCCAAACCCUAACCCUAGAUUCGUCUCUCCCAUGGCGUUUCACUCCCCCGAUCACGAAUCAAACUCCGAUUCCAACCCCCCAAAACGUCUCUACAAUCCCUACCAAGACCUCGAAGUACCAAUCCGAAACCUCUACCAGCUCCCAACCUCACCUGAACAUCUCUUCAUCGAGGAAGCUCAACGCAAACAUCGUUCCUGGGGAGAAACCCUAACUUUCUACACCGGCUGCGGCUACCUCGGCGGCGCCAUUGGUGGCGCCGGCGUAGGUUUCGUCGAAGCCGUGAAAUCUUUCGAGAAAGGAGAUACCAAUAAGCUCAGACUCAACAAGAUUCUGAAUUCGUCUGGACACGCGGGUCGGACGUGGGGGAACCGCCUUGGUGUGAUCGGGUUGUUAUUCGCUGGAAUCGAAAGCGGGAUCACGGCGGCGAGAGAUACAGACGAUGUUUUCAACAGUGUGGCGGCAGGGCUUGGUACCGGGGCAUUGUAUCGGGCAGCAAGAGGGGUCAGAUCAGCUGCUGUUGCCGGUGCUGUUGGUGGUGUUGUGGCUGGAGUGGCUAUCGCGGGGAAGCAGGCUUUGAAACGCUAUGUGCCUAUAUGAAAACAUUGCUUUGUGUGAGGUUUCAAAGUCUCAAUUUUUAUUUUUAUUUUAUUGUUGGUUACUAUCAAUUUUGAGGUAUAAAUUAUAUACCAGCUUGUGGUAAUGAUGCCCUUGCAAACAAUAUGGUUAAUGAUUAUUUUUUCAGCUUCAUUAUGGCUAACCUUUCUAAUGUAAUUUUAUUAGUAGUCUUAAAUGAAUAAUUUUGACGGCUUUAAUGCUGCAAAAUUUAUACGGUAUAAAAUUGUUGUUCUUGUGUUA
Medicago truncatula (barrel medic) is the source of this 943-nucleotide messenger RNA. RefSeq names its product mitochondrial import inner membrane translocase subunit TIM23-2. Gene Ontology annotation, cellular component: TIM23 mitochondrial import inner membrane translocase complex. Gene Ontology annotation, biological process: protein import into mitochondrial matrix. Bases 119 to 685 code for a protein of 188 amino acids. Lineage: Eukaryota; Viridiplantae; Streptophyta; Magnoliopsida; Fabales; Fabaceae. The record is from RefSeq and is a predicted model, not a curated record. Gene Ontology annotation, molecular function: transmembrane protein transporter activity. The transcript has a single exon.